Molecule: messenger RNA, 1809 nt
Organism: Schistocerca americana (American grasshopper)
Lineage: Eukaryota; Metazoa; Arthropoda; Insecta; Orthoptera; Acrididae
Product: probable E3 ubiquitin-protein ligase HERC3
Exons: 7
Coding region: 185-1612 (475 amino acids)
Source: RefSeq, a predicted model, not a curated record
GAUGUUCACGGGUUUAUGGGAGACAAGUGACAUUUGCGUUCCGGCGCUGGUAAAUUAGUUUGGGUUAGGGAAGAGGAGUGCUUAUGGUUGGCCGAACGUAACCUUUAUUUUGCAUUGUGUGACGAGAAUAUGCCUUCAUCUUUGUGAGUGUCAUAAUGAAAAUAUAGCUUUAAUAAUUCUUGUUAUGAAAUGUGAAUCGUGCAAAAGUAUGAGAUUGUAUUGCUGCGGAUUUAAUGGUUUCGGACAAGUGUCACCAUCGAAGCAAAUUGAUACAACAGGGUAUACAUUGUUUCCGCUCAAGAACGUAACGGAUGUUUCGUUUUCGUGGAAUUACAUGGUGGUCCUUACAGGUACAGAUGUUUACGUGUCUGGGUUUGUGGAAGAUGAAUCGAAUAUUAGAAAGAAACUUAUUUUGGGCGAUGAAGAGAGAGCGAUACAGGCUGCUUGCUCCUCUUCACGAGCAUUGAUACUUACAGAUAGCGGUGAGUGUUGGCAGUACAUUUCGUCCACAGGAGCCUUAAAAAAGCUGCCAAAUUUUGUGAAUGUUGAGACUGAGAUGUCUACAUCUGAUGAUGAGAAGGAAACCGUAAAUAAACAGUGUAGACAUGGGAAGAGGAUUCAGGAUGGAGCACUUCCAAAUUCGAGUAGUGGAGAAUCCCACCAAAAAAUUGUUAAAAUAUGCUGUGGUGAAGCUAUUCAUGUGGCAGUAACUGCGGCUGGUUGUGCCUUCAGUAUUCCAUCUCCAUUGCCUCUCACGAAACAUCGUGUGACUGCUGUUGCUUGUGGUAUAGAACAUUGCCUCCUACUGACAGAUGCUGGAACUGUUUACUCUUGGGGAACUGGCACGCGUGGUCAGCUUGGACUGGGCACAUUUGAAAAUGAAGAGAAACCUUGUGAAGUGGAGGUUUUGAGUGGACUGCAUGUAACAUUUGUGGCAGCUGGUGGAUGGCAUUCUGCAGCUGUCACAUUAUCCGGUGAUUUGUACAUGUGGGGAUGGAAUAAUUCAGGUCAGUUAGGCCGACCGGCUUUUCGUAGAAGAAAAAGUGCCAAUGGCAGGCUUGAUGACUCAUCAAGCACAGCUCUUGAAAGGAAGCUAUCUGAGAAAGGGACAGCUAGGUCACCUGCUGACAAAGGUGGUGAUGUUGAUGACAGCGGUUUCUCUCAGAUUGGGUGUAGAAAGUAUGAUGAAAGCUCAGGGAUACAUAGUGAUGAAAACAAGGCAAAAAAGCGGAAAGCUGGUGCUGAUGAAGAUGAUGCAUUUAAGACUGAUGAAAAAGACAGCUCCUUUGAAAAAGAUCCAUCAACUUUAAUUGGAGUGCCAAUGCCUGUAGACUUCCCAUCUGGUAUCUAUGCCAAUGUGAAGGAGGUGGGGUGUGGAAGCCGUCACACAAUAGUACUUUUAGAUGAUGGUUCAGUGUGGGGCUGUGGUUGGAAUGCAUAUGGACAGCUAGGCAAGCGACCAAGUGUACUCCUUAAUGUUGAUGAAAUGACAAGGCUAACACUACCAUCUGCCAGCAGUAAUGGAGAGACCGGCAGUCUGAAAGUUGUAGGUGUAAGAUGUGGAGCAUGGAACUCUGGUUUGUUAGUGGAAGAUGACUUGUCUGCGUGCUGACUUUUUGUUGCUCAAAGUAUUGUACAAGAUUGUGCCAUAUUUAUUUCUGUGAUCUUAUGAGUGAUAUACUUUACAGCUUAUAAUAUUUUAAAGCAAGUCCUAAGCACAAAAUAAAUUUUUCUUUUAUUCCUAAGUUUUAUUAGGUCUGUAUGUACAAAUAUGUUGCUGAAUAAAAUAUCAAUUAAGUUUUUUAUACA